Molecule: messenger RNA, 1333 nt
Organism: Paramacrobiotus metropolitanus
Lineage: Eukaryota; Metazoa; Tardigrada; Eutardigrada; Parachela; Macrobiotidae
Product: eukaryotic translation initiation factor 3 subunit G-like
Exons: 9
Coding region: 268-1122 (284 amino acids)
Cellular component (GO): eukaryotic translation initiation factor 3 complex; cytoplasm
Molecular function (GO): RNA binding; translation initiation factor activity
Source: RefSeq, a predicted model, not a curated record
UGUUUGAAUACGAGUACUUAAAGAAGAAAGAUUUUUCCGGGUUUUUCUCCGAAAAUAAUAUUAUUUGCCGAAUAGAUUGUCUAUUACUGUGUUACCGUUUUAAUCACAACGAAAUAUCGGUGACCAGUAUCCCGUUCCAGCUUAUUACUCGUACGAAGAUCUUGUUGCUCGUUGUCAGGACCGUCAUUUUGACUAGAGGCUCUGUGAGGGAACUUGCUUGCUUUUUGCUUUAGUCACUUUCUGACUACUACGCAGUUUCCGUUAAGAAUGGCGCUUUAUCCAGAAAACACCGAAGAUCAACAGAUCGAUUGGGCCGGAGAGCUGGAAGAUAAGCUUGAAGGACCUAAGAUCGAAAUAGGAACGAAAAUUAUCGGAGACCGUAAGGUGGUAACCGAAAUCAGAGAAGAAAACGGACAGAGACAGAAGGUUGUUUCUGAAUACAAGAUUGUCGUGAAACGAGUCCCGAAAGCUGUAGCGCAGCGUAAAUUGUGGAAGAAAUUUGGAGAUGCGCUGGAUGAUCCUCCCGGUCCGCAGACGGCCACUACCGUCGUCGCGGAAGAAAUCCAGAUGCAGUUUAUCACCGGUCGUGAAGAUGUAAUGGGCACUGACGCUCCGACGAUUGGCAUUAAAGACAAAGCGCAAGUCCUUUGCCGAACUUGCGGAGGAAACCACUGGACCACACAGUGUCAAUUCCAGGGCGCUACGGAGGCCGAAAAGGCGCAGAUCCGCCAGAAAUUCUUGGGAGUUACUGAACCCGAAACGUCAACAAUGGAUAUCUCCGCCCCGGAGCCGGGUGGCGGUGGGAAGUAUGUCCCACCAAGUCGGCGUAUGGGCGCGUCCUUGCCGACAUCCUCCAUGCAGCAGGAUUCAUUUCCGUCGAUUCGGGUGUCCAAUCUCCCGCAAGACGUCAAAGAAGAGGAUCUUAGAGAGCUGUUUGAUCGAUUCGGCAGAAUUAAGAAGGUUUAUCUCGGCAAGGACAAAAAGACAGGCGAUUUUCGGGGCUUUGCUUUUGUUACAUUCUAUGAUCAGACCAGCGCGGAUAAGGCUAUCAGUGCGGUAAAUGGGCAUCGCUAUUUCCAUAUGGUUUUGAACGUCGACUGGGCGAAUCCGGCAAAAUCUUGAAUAUUUUAAGAUUCAUUUAUUCCGAAUUGAGAAAUCUGAUUCCCGUGCUUUGGAAUUGUGUCGGGAAAUCUAAGUUUUUUACGUAGUGUACGCCAGCAAAUCUUUACGCUAGUUUUCAUGUUGGUUGAUAUCGACUUGUCACAUCUGCUUUUUAGAACGGCUUAAUUUGUGUCUUUACAAACUGUCGGAUUAACAAAAACUGGUCUUUUUC